AUAGUUGUAAAGAAUUCUGGGAGAUAGACGAGGAGCGUUGUCGAGCAGAGAUCGCAAGCGGUGACAAGCGGUGACGAGCGGUGGCGCGCGAUGCGGAACCGAGUCGGACCGAGCGGAACCGAGCGGAGCCGAGCGCAAACUCGAGCGAGACCGAAGCCGAAGCUGAAAUCGUAGGCAAAAGCGAAGGAAGGUUCGGACUUGGGUUCUCGGCGCUGGCUAGCGAGCGGAUAAGCAGCCAGGCGGAUCGGCGGCGUAUCGCGAGCGAGUACGGCCGAGAACGUGCGCGCGUACAGUAAUUGACUUUCUUUCGGCGAAGAGCAUCUCGCGUAUCGAACUCGUUUGUUGAGGCGAGUGCGCGUCUUCCCGGCUGGACGCGCGCGUGUACCGGCCGUGUAUGGACGGCGGCACGCGUGCACGAGUCGAGGAGGAAAAAGCCCUGGAUUCGUCUCGCCUGCGAUCCUCCGCUCGGCUCAGCUUCACGAGUUCCUCCUCGGCCGGCAGUCCUCGUAUCGCCAGGCGUAAAAGGAGGAAGAGGAGACAACAACAGCGACGAAACAGUAACGUCGACGACGAGGACGAGCUCGUCGUCGUCGGUGGCGGUGGCGGUGGCGGUGACAAAGUACUAGACACCGUCAACGAAACUGUCGACACGAUCCCACCGAUCAAGGAAGAACAGCACCAGCCAGGGGAGCAAGUGAUUUCCAGCGAGGAAUCGACAACAAAGCAACCGAGAAAUCGGCUUUCGCACACCAACGAAUCUCAACGAAACGUAACUAGAGGAAGCGGCUCGCGCGCGGCUGCAUCCUCACUCAGCUCCGGCAACACGCUUCUCAACCGUCGAGUUGCUAGUAAGCGAUCGUCCAGGAGAUGCAACGCGAACGCGCGUAGGAACGCGAUGACGAUGGAUCUCCAGAGACUGAUCACUGAGGUGCACGCUAGGCCCGCGAUCUGGGACCAGAAGAACGUCAACUAUCACAAUCGCGAUGUCAUUCUAAAGAUGUGGCGAGAGAUCGCGAGGGCUUGCGAGGUCUCCACGGACGUCGCAAAAUCAAAAUGGAAGCACUUACGAGACAAUUUCCGCAACGAAUUAAAGAAAACUUAUAGAGGAAAAUGCGAUGGUGGCGCUAAUGAACAUGACUCAAAAUGGGUUUGGUUCAAGAGCCUGUUCUUCCUGCGAGAUCAAAUGAAUUCAAGAGUAAUUGGGUGCACUCUUUCGCAAAAUUGCUCGGCGGCCCUUCGAUCGUCACCAGAAGAAACGCAAAUCGAACCUCAGAUCGAUAUUUUAGAAGGACACGAGGAAACUCAAUUUGACGAUUUAGAUGGUGAUUCUUGUCAAUCUUUACUCUCGAACGACGAUGGUCUUCAUCAAGUUAUGCCACCGCCUAAGAAGAGUAAGAUGAGUAAAAUCGGAAAAAGAUUUGAAUCUCUGCAAAAGAGACUAAGGAUCUCGCAAGAAGAAGAAGGAGACGAUACUUAUCAUUUUUUGAUGAGUGUUCGAAAUCCUCUCAAAAGCUUACCGCUCGAUAGACAAAUGUUUAUUAGGUUGAAGAUUCAAGAACUCGUUUACAAUGAAAUCAAUUUGCAAAAUCAACAGAAUCAAACGUACGAAGUUUCACAAGACGUAAAACCUCUGAGAACAAGAAAUGCUAGCGGAACAGCUGGAAUCGGAGUCGGACUAGGAGGUGGCGACGUUGGUCUCGCCGCACCCGUUGCAGUUGCCGAUACAAAUGGUGGCAGCAGUGGUGGUAGUGGUGUUGGUGGUGGUGGUGGUGGUGGUGUUGUUGUUGGUGGUGGUGGUGGUGGUGGCGAUAUUGCUGCUGGAUGCGUUGGAGGUGGAUUAGGGGGAGGACAAACCGUUAACAACAUGUCUAACCACCCUGCAUCGUUACUUCACAAUUGCACGACAGAGGGCUCCAGCAACAAUGCCUUUUUCGGUUAAUGUAAUUUGCAUUUUAAAAUUCUGUGCAAACGGACGUAGACAAGAUCGAGCCACCGUCACCUGUACCGUCCCCGGCAGCUAGCUCUGCUCCGGCGUUUCAACCGAUCAUCCUUGAAACCGAGGGCUCGUACGCCAGAAGAAUUUCCACCUCCGCAUC
Molecule: messenger RNA, 2096 nt
Organism: Bombus terrestris (buff-tailed bumblebee)
Lineage: Eukaryota; Metazoa; Arthropoda; Insecta; Hymenoptera; Apidae
Exons: 3
Coding region: 395-1939 (514 amino acids)
Biological process (GO): regulation of transcription by RNA polymerase II
Cellular component (GO): transcription regulator complex; nucleus
Molecular function (GO): DNA binding
Source: RefSeq, a predicted model, not a curated record